AUGGGUGAAAGUGAGAUUCGUAAUGUUUGGAAACACAAUUUAGAAGAAGAAAUUAAUGCUUUAUCCAAUGCUUUGAAGACUUAUACUUACGUGUCUAUGGAUACUGAAUUUCCUGGGGUUAUAGCUAAGCCAGUUGGAUCCUUUUCCUGUACUUCUCUUUAUACUUAUAACCAGUUGCGAUGUAAUAUAAGUCUUUUGGGUUUGAUUCAACUAGGUGUAUCAUUAUCAGAUGAAAAGGGCGACCGACCAACUCCAUCUACUUGGCAGUUUAACUUCUACUUCAACCGUGAUCAGAACAUGUCUGCUCAGGAAUCAAUGCAUAUUCUGGAACAGGCUGAGAUUGAUUUUGAUAAGCUUAAAAAAGAUGGUAUUCCUAUUGAAGUCUUUGCUGACUUCUUUACUACUUCAGGACUUCUAAUGAACGCUGAUUUAACUUGGAUUUCUUUCCAUUCUUCUUAUGAUUUUGGUUAUCUUAUCAGUGCUAUUUCCGGCAAGGACUUACCCAAUACCCCCGAUGAGUUCUUUAGUCUACUAGUUAAGAUCUUCCCUAGUUUCUAUGAUAUCAAGUACCUCAUUAAUGCUUUAGGUAUCAAGGGUGGACUACAAGAUCUGGCCGCUGAUCUUAAGAUAGAAAGAACGGGAGUGCAACACCAGGCUGGAAGUGAUGCCCUACUUACACUGCAGGUCUUCCAUGCCUUCAAGAAACAAAUAGCCCCCGAUGUAGAGAGCAAUCAAAAGUACCGCUGCCGCUUAUUUGGCAUUGAAGCUAACUAA
This is a messenger RNA of Nematocida homosporus, 774 nucleotides long. RefSeq names its product CCR4-NOT transcription complex subunit 7/8. Bases 1 to 774 code for a protein of 257 amino acids. The transcript has a single exon. Gene Ontology annotation, cellular component: CCR4-NOT complex; CCR4-NOT core complex; P-body. Lineage: Eukaryota; Fungi; Microsporidia. Gene Ontology annotation, molecular function: nucleic acid binding; poly(A)-specific ribonuclease activity. The record is from RefSeq and is a predicted model, not a curated record.